Sycon ciliatum is the source of this 4948-nucleotide messenger RNA. RefSeq lists its product as uncharacterized. The transcript is spliced from 13 exons. NCBI's taxonomy places the organism in Eukaryota, Metazoa, Porifera, Calcarea, Leucosolenida, Sycettidae. The coding region runs from base 593 to 4495 and encodes 1300 amino acids. The record is from RefSeq and is a predicted model, not a curated record.
CCUGAGGUCAGUGAGGAAUAAUUAUUAUUGCUAAGUAUCGUAGUGAGGCGAGUGCUAAACUACCACAGAGCUCUCUGGCACUACACGGUACACAGUCUACAGACUCGUCAGAGUGUGCUGUAAUCUGUUGGUUUGCCUCGAUCGUUUUACCGCGUCGCUGCCGCUGGCGAUUUCUGCUUGUCUGCUACCUACCGUACCGGUAAACUCAGUGAAGAGUGAAGCGGAACAGCGGUGCCCAGGCGUAGCGCGGCGUUGGCUGGUGCAGGAGUCCGGCGGUGGAAUAUCACACGGUAAGUAGCCUACCGGUAUAUGUACUGUACACCCAGCCACAAUAUCCGGGAGCUGCAGCUGAGUCAGAUCGUGAGCGGGGGACCUGCACGCCUGGUGUAACAGUUGGACCGGCAGGUGUGGUGUUGGACCGGCACGCCUGGUGUUGGACCGGCAGGCCUGGUGUUGGACAAUCCCUGAAACAUUCCCGUGAGCAGAUAACGGAACACCAUAUUUCACAGACGGAAAAUAUCAAGCGGCAUUCUAGUAGCUUAUGACAUAUCACUGAAAUCACGUUGCAUUGCAACAGCCAGAAACCGCUGUCAUGGCGAAUCCUGGACUUGGAUGGCGGAUGCUGUUUGCCAUCGUCAACAUAGUCCUUGCCAUCGCUACAAUGCCUUGGUGUGAAGGGUUCAUCCACAGCGUUAGUAAGUAUGAGCAUGGCCGUAUGACGGACACAAUAUCUGAACCGGGGGAGGAGAAUCUCACCCGUAACUCCGUGGCAACAUGUGCAGCUGUUAGCUGUGGAGACCCUGGUCGGCCGACGGGUGGCUUUACGACAGCCACGGGUUACAGUCUUCACAGCGUGGCGAGUUUCACCUGCCAGCCAGGCCUAGUGCUGUGUGGUGCUGCGAAGGCUGAAUGUCUGAGCAAUGGGCUAUGGUCCUCCCCACCACCCCACUGUAUGAAGAAAGGAUGCGCACCAACUUCUGGUGAUGGGUGUGGUAAACGUCGAAACAACUGGUGCUCCAUUCCGUAUUCUGAGGAUAAUGACCUGCAGUCAUUGCCAGUGCGCAUUGAUUGUGUUGUGAGCCUGCACGAGGUGCAUUUAGAGAACGAGACAAUUGCUGGCCUUCAAGUUCGCGCCAACCGCCCGUUCAACAGUAUAUUAUGUAAGAAGAAUAUAUCAGAAGCAGAGGAGCGCUUCGGCAACUUGUUUUUCUCCUGCCAGCUCUACAAGCUUCCCUUCCUCUACACGCGGAAUAACUUGCCUCCGUGGCAAGUCGUUCAGGUCGUCCUAGUCUCUUCCACCGGCAGGUUAUAUGGAGGGUCAGCAUUAGCCAACGAGAUAUCCGCAAAUCCGAUAGAGCCAGAACAGUUUUCUGAAGCGCCUGGUUCCCAAGCUGUGGACAUUGUCUUAGUGGCAAGCCAUGCUUCAUUCUUCACUCAUCGGCUGUUCAUCACGUUUUUACUGCAGCAUCUUGAAACGAAGCUAGUGACCCACAGCUUAACAGCAAGCAGUCACAACCAAUACUCGCUAGUUUGGGCAGAUGAAAAUGAUAAUGGUACGAGCAAUGUUACCGGAAAUGUUAAUUCCACUGACUGGCUAUCGUUCCGCCACACAUUACGGAAUAUCUUGCCCGAGACGACGUCUGAGGAACAGACCAGUGCCUCUGUAAGUCAGCAUCAGUACCAGUUCCCCACUGCGCAGCUUGACACGCUGCUUAGCCAAGACUGUAACCACUCCCUGAUCAGGCGACGUGUGAUUGUGCUCUUGCUGGAGAAGCAGUUGUCGCCGGAUUUCAGUAUGCAUGAGGUUAUUCCAGCUGUUCAGCAGUGCGGGCCCAUCUCAGUGCCAACACAUGUUGUGCUGCUGUACACAACACAAGUGACUACCCUCUCUGACAGUAACAUAGCUGGCUACAGUGCAACUAAGCAUUCCUUCACGCCAUGCGCUGACUCAGCAGGCUUUUGCAAGCCUAGCGCCACGUACGAGAUUGGCGUUCGAAGCCUCUGGGAUGAAACGCGGAUCGCUUUAAGCAUGGACGGAUCAUUCUGGGACAUCAGCAAUGUUACCGGCUCGCAUACUGGACCGCAAUUUGUUGAAGCCAUCAGCAAUGAUAUCAUUGCUAGCCUAACCGGAAACUAUGACUUCAUUGAGAACCCAACGUGUCUUCAUCUCCACCCCAUAUCGCAGGAGACUUCAGGCUACUACCCACUGGUCAAUCACACCGAUAUCACUGCUCGACUAACGACAGACAGAGUGCUCGUUCUUACAAUGGGUGGUAGAGACUCUCGGAUGGAAGACAUGCCUGAAUCGUCGUCGAACACGCUUGACAUGUCCUUGGGAAUCGGCUUGGGAGUUGGUCUUGCCGUUAUUGUUGGCAUGAUUGUGGUGGUGAAGCAAACCGCAAAUUGCAAGCGGAUUGCUCGGUCAACUCCUCUCCGGCAUAAGUUCAGAUCUGGAGUUGAUGUGUGCUCUUCCGACAUGAAUAGUAACCAUACUGGAUCUUUCAACGCAACACCACUUCCUACACCACUUCCACCACCACUUCCAACACCACUUCCACACCUGAUGUCGCAACAGAUCCCAUUGGAGGAGCCCGGGCCAGUUCCAAAACAGACCCUUUCCCAGAUACCACAAGUUCCGCAACAUACUGAGCUACAGGUCCGACAACAGGUCCUGCCAGAGAUGCCGCAGCAGACCCAACCAAAGAUACAACCGCCGACCCAGCCAAAGAUGCAACAGCCGACCCUGCCAAAGACGCAACAGCCGACCCGGCCAAAGAUGCAACAGCCGACCCAAUCAAAGAUGCAACAGCCAACCCAACCAAAGAUGCAACAGCCAACCCAGACAAAGAUGCAACAGCCGACCCAACCAAAGAUCCCAAAGCAGCCACAUUUCGCAGUGCAGAACCAGCAGCAGAUAUCACCUUCGACUGCGUGUAUACUAAAUGGGCAAGAAUACAGCCUGCUUGCGAGCCAUGACACACCGACUUUCAGCUCUCGCACCCAUUCUACAUGUUUAACAAUUGCAGGUGAGGAAAACUAUACGACCAGUACUCCAAGUACUUCCUGUGCAGGAAGAGUAGCGCUCGAGAAUGAUAGCAUUAUUGACAACAGCAACCCUAAGAGUAGAAGGAGCUUGAGCGGCGGGCAACCUCCAUCCUGCGUCAGCAUUCCCAUCAUAUGUUCAUGCAGCGGACGUGUUCAGCAUAGCAACAGUGAUCUAUUUGAAUUCCCUGCGGAUGCACUGUACAGAGAUACAAUACCACGUUGUCACGGAAUAGAUUCGAGCACCGUCGAAGGCAUACUAGCAGAGUACACUUCGACAGCGAUUCGCAACUACGACGCACCAUUCCACAUCAGCAGCCCGACCCAGCCUGACAUUCUGCCAUGUCGAGAGGUGUGUGAUCUGCUCAGUGAACCAAUCUUCAUAGAAUCUGCCCUAACAGCAAGUGAUGCAAACAUCAUCUGCGAGAUUACGGUCUUCACAUUGUUCUAUAUUCUCCGGUCGGAUUUUGACAGGUAUCAGUUCUGGCUGCACGAAUACGAUGGCUUUCAAUGGCUGAAGCGUGAGGAGUUGAUGGAGGAACACUUCCUGUGGGAUCGCAAUGGUGGGCAGGAGAGCGUUUCCGCCACAUUCAAGUUCUCGACAUGCGGCGUAUUCAUCAUGAUUGCGGGGCCGAAGGACGGUGGGCUCACGGCGAUUCCGAUGAAUUCGUCAGCAAUGUUUCGGCCGACAGGUACGGAGCACGAAUCAAGAAGCAGCAGUGGUGUGUCCUGUCCAACAUCAGUCACCGUCAGUGGCUCUGUGGGACGGGCAUCACUCGCGUUCAGCAAUAACUUCGAGCGAGACUUGAGUGACGGUGCUGGGCGCAAUGAUCGCAAUCGGGUGCAGUUAUCAGCUUACCAACCGCUGGCGGCUGAAAGACCACCGGAAGCAGUUCGUGUGCUCCUACUGGGGCAGAUGUUCCUUGACUCAGACAGGCCCAAGCAGUGGAAUUUCAAGAUCUUUGUGUUCGCCGAGGGUACGCGCGAGCGUGACGUCAAGAGCAGGAAACUUGUGGAACGGUCCUGGACACAGGGACACUACUUUGACCUGGCUUGGCAAGGUGACCUGCCACCGCGUGGAUGCAGACCUCAGGCAGCGACACGCUCCCUCGGCUACACCGUACCAGGCGUGAAGCCCGGAGACCGACUGUGUGUCUGGUUCGAGCCGCGCAACGACCAUUUCCAGCUCUGCGAGGCGUUCCGCAGCCCGCCAAAGAUUACACUGCCGAUGGACAUGAUUUGCAGCUGGGGAGGCCGACACGUACAGGAGGUAAUCGAGCACGACAUUGGUGCCACCGUCCUUGACGACCAAGCGAAUCCGCUGCGCUUCCAAAGCAACAUAAGCAUCCGCAAGAUCUGCGGCAGCGGUUGCUUCGAAGACACCAUACAUUCGGGUGCUGUCAACUUUCCUGUCGGUCGCAAUUAUCCCAUCUGCCUAGAAACUAAUCUGUGAGCAGGGCACGCACCCAACUACUUGAGGAAGUGAAUAUCAAUGACCGCUGCCAAUAUGGGUUGAUGCCCGGCUAGUUUAUACUCAUGUGUGCAUGCGUGCGUGCGUGUGUGUGUGUGUGUGUAUGUGUGCAUGCGUGUGUGUGCGUGUGUGCCUACUUCUCAUUGUGUGUAUAGGAAUUAUCUGUACUUUAUGCUAGCAUAGAAUACUUAUAGAAUACUUGACAGUGCAGUCAUUUGUCAAAUUAAGACAUUUAUCUUGUUCUUGAGCUUUGAGCCGUUAGAAUGUUUUGAUUUCUCACGAACUGGUUAGCUAGAAAUGGCAUUGGAACCCCAACUAAGUGUCAAGGCUUCAUUUACAAAAGUAAGUUUUUAUUCUAAGGUUUCAUGCUCCAAGAGCAGCCAUUACUUCCCCGAUUGUAACUAUGACUUUGCAAUGCGUGCAGUUGCUCGUCUU